CAUGACAUAUAGUGUAUUUACUAUCUGACAAAUACCAAAUAUAGUUGUUUUACAUCCAACUGAGAGUAUUUACUAUCUGACAUAUUGCAGUUCUUGAGGCCAACUUGCUCCCUUUCCUUGCCAAACUUCCACCUCAUCACCCAGAUAAUUUCUUCUUCCAGCAAGACAAUGACAGUAAACACAAGUCAAAAAAGACCAUGAAAUGGUUCAGCAAACACUUUACUACCAUUCUUCCUUGGCCCGCCAACUCUUCUGACCUCUCCCCCAUCGAGAAUGCUUGGCAUGAAGUCCAGCACCGUGUCCGCCUACAAAACCCAAAUCUUCUCAAUUCCAAUCAGUAUUUCGAUGCUAUCAAGGCUGAAUGGGGUCUGAGGACUUUCAGGUGUAUGCUCGGCACUUGUAUUAGUCAUUCCCUCGCCGCCUGGUUGCUCUGCGCGAGAAUGAUUUCACGUGGAUUGGUUAUUGACAGAUAG
This is a messenger RNA of Lentinula edodes (shiitake mushroom), 473 nucleotides long. RefSeq lists its product as uncharacterized. Gene Ontology annotation, molecular function: nucleic acid binding. Bases 198 to 473 code for a protein of 91 amino acids. NCBI's taxonomy places the organism in Eukaryota, Fungi, Basidiomycota, Agaricomycetes, Agaricales, Omphalotaceae. The transcript has a single exon. The record is from RefSeq and is a predicted model, not a curated record.